Lepisosteus oculatus (spotted gar) is the source of this 1869-nucleotide messenger RNA. RefSeq names its product enoyl-CoA delta isomerase 2 (gene eci2). Gene Ontology annotation, molecular function: delta(3)-delta(2)-enoyl-CoA isomerase activity; fatty-acyl-CoA binding. Gene Ontology annotation, cellular component: peroxisome; mitochondrion. Lineage: Eukaryota; Metazoa; Chordata; Actinopteri; Semionotiformes; Lepisosteidae. The record is from RefSeq and is a predicted model, not a curated record.
GCCUACCAGUUAUCUACAUACCUGUUUGUGUCCUCCAGUCUAUCUCCGAUUUUACGCACAUUCGAUUUUAAAACUGAGUGCUGUUGCCUGUUCUGCCAAAUGAAUAUGCAACCCGAUAAGUCAAUACUAAGACUGUUUCAGUCCUUUCGCUUACCAGCACUUCAGCUUCAUACAACUGGGGCCUUAAUGGGGGCAACUGUCGAGGACUUUAAUCACGCCAAGGACAAGCUCAGCAAACUGAAAAAGGACCCUGGCAAUGAAGUCAAAUUGAAAAUAUAUGCACUUUUUAAACAGGCCAUGCAGGGUCCCUGCAAUAUUCCAAAGCCAAGCAUGCUGGACUUCGUCAACAAGGCCAAGUGGGAUGCCUGGAAGUCUCUUGACAGUCUAUCACCGGAGGAGGCCAGGCAGAAGUACGUAGACCUUGUAGAGUCCCUGGUGGCUGCAGAAACACCGGCGCAGCCAAAAACGUCAUCCACGGGGGGCCAGGCUACGUUUGAGACACUGCUUGUGACCACGGAGGACAACAUCACCACCAUUGUCAUGAACAGACCAGAGAAGAAGAACGCCAUUACUGUCUUGAUGUACAAUGAAAUUAAGCAAGCCCUGGAGCUGGCAGCUAAUAAUGACUGUGUCAUAACUGUACUGACAGGCAGUGGUAAUUUUUAUUCCAGUGGAAAUGACCUGAAUAACUUCACAAACAUUCCAGCUGGAGGUGUAGAGAAAAUGGCAAAGGAUUCAGGAGACUUACUCAGAGAAUUUGUCGAGACUUUCAUUGACUUUCCUAAGCCUCUGAUUGCUGUGGUUAAUGGCCCUGCCGUAGGAAUUGUGGUCACCUUGCUCGGACUCUUUGAUGUAGUCUACGCCACCGACAGGGCUACAUUUCACACACCCUUUAGCCAGCUAGGUCAGAGUCCAGAAGGAUGUUCCUCUUACGUCUUCCCCAAGAUCAUGGGCAACGCAAAGGCCAAUGAGAUGCUGCUGUUCAAUAAGAAGCUCACAGCCCAUGAAGCUUGUAACCUGGGCCUGGUCACGGAGGUCUUUCCAGACAGCACUUUUCAGAAGGAGGUGUGGACUCGGCUGAAAGAGUACGCCAAGCUUCCCAAGAAUUCUUUGGCCUUUUCCAAACAGCUGAUCCGGGGGAUUGAAAAGGAGAAACUACACCUUGUCAAUAACCAGGAGUGUGAGAGACUUGUGGAGAGAUGGCUCUCUGAUGAGUGCAUGAAUGCAAUUAUGAGCUUCUUUCAAGCAAAGUCAAAGUUGUAGUGAGCAAUAGCAGGUUUUCACAUGCGCAAAAGCUGUAAUUGCAUGGCAGGACAAAAGUCCACUUGUUAAGCAGCUUUCUGAAAGAAUAAUGAACCUACUCACAACUAUUUGCGCAUUAAAGUGUAGUGCCUUCCACUGUAUGUUUACGUGCCCCUUAAAUGAAGAAAGUCAUAAUUGUUUUUAAAAACACAAUUUGUAGAAACGCCUGUCUAUUUUUACAUUUUACAGUGGAGCUGUGUACCCUGUGUUUUUUUAAACUUUAUGAAGUAUGCAGGCUAAUGUAAUGUCUGAUAUGCGAACACUAGGUAACAGUGUUAUCUUAAAAAAAUAUGAUCAAAAGAUAUUUCAAGGUAAAUAUAAUAAGGUAAUGAAUUUAAAGAGUUGCCACAAUGUUAUUUAAGCAAUGCCCUCUGUCAAAUUCAGGAUUAAAGUAAUUAACAGUUAUACAUUUUGCAAAAAGUACUAAAAUUAGUUCUUAGUUAUCACUAUAAUUGAUUUGUCUGGCAGUUUUAUGAACCGUUGUAUUCCAUAUUAUAAUAAUGUUCAGUUUGUUUUUUUCACCUAAAAUGUACUGUAUACAUUUGAAUGAAGACAACCUAUUCUGAA